Molecule: messenger RNA, 1489 nt
Organism: Lycium barbarum (goji berry)
Lineage: Eukaryota; Viridiplantae; Streptophyta; Magnoliopsida; Solanales; Solanaceae
Product: nudix hydrolase 18, mitochondrial-like
Exons: 5
Coding region: 297-1100 (267 amino acids)
Cellular component (GO): cytoplasm; nucleus
Molecular function (GO): pyrophosphatase activity
Source: RefSeq, a predicted model, not a curated record
UACAAAAAAAUAGCAGAGGAUGCCCUCUAUUUAGGGGAGAAAUGGUUAGAUUUAGCUUCUAACUUCAUAUGUAUAUUAAAGGAGGAGAUGUAACCCAAAGAAAUAGCUAACUCUUUUCCAUUUUUAGGCAGUUGACCAUUCACAAGUCAUUGCUUCUUAUUUUCUCUAUCCAUAACCGCCAAAUUAUAAUAAUCCUACAUAUAGUUGACUUCUCUUCCAUAACCUUUUUUUGUUUAUAAAGAGAAAAAGAAGAACAUUGUAGUUGGAUUUUAUUUAUUUCUUCGAAUUUGAAGAAAAUGUUCAAGACAUUUUCUAUGUCCUCCCGAAUGGGAAGAGACUUGCAGAGAUACAAUGAAGGUUGUCGUCAAGUUGUUGGAUGCAUUCCGUACAGAUACAGGGAUAAUUACCAGUCAGGUUCUAAUAUUGAUGACUUGGAGUUUCUAUUAAUCAGCUCACAGAAGAGUCCAAGAUUAAUGUUCCCUAAGGGUGGUUGGGAAAUUGAUGAAUCAUUGAAAGAUGCAGCUUUACGAGAGACCUUCGAGGAAGCUGGAGUUCUUGGUGACGUUGAGAUUCAGGACUAUUUAGGUACCUGGAGUUUCAAGAGCAAAAGCCAAGGCACAUUUCAUGAGGGACACAUGUUGCCUUUGCUUGUAACCGAGGAAUUAGAAGAUUGGCCAGAGAAAUCUGCCCGGCAACGUUUAUGGAUGAAAUUUGAUGAAGCGAGAGAAAUAUGUUGGCAUCCAUGGAUGAAAGAAGCUUUAGACGUCUUUGCUUCUAAGCUUGCGAAGAGAAACAAAGAAGAGCUUCAGACAUGCCCUUUCAAGGAAUUAUCAAAUGAAGCAAUGCCAAACAAUAUUGGUACUAUAGCUAACCAAAUGUACAAUAUUGAAGAGCCAAGAAUGGACAAUGCUGAAGCUAAUCCUUUGACCUGUCAUGAAGAACCAAGCAUCAAUCCAAUCUUCAACGAUGAACAGUUAAUUAAUUCCGUAGCUCAUUCCAUGUUCAAUGAGCCACUGUUCAGUGAAGAACUGGGAAUAAGCCGUGUAGCUACAUCAAUGUUCAAUGAAGAUACAAGAAUAAGCAUUACUGCUCAUAGCUAGCAACGAAAGGAAGGAGAAACAUCAACAAGCUUAAGAAGCAACAGUGGCGAAUCCGAAAUUUAGACGAUAUUGGGUUCUGAAAUGUAUCUCUAAAUCUAUAUAUACCCUUGCGUUUUGCAUAUGUAUAUUAGUUCGAUCCUGAAGCACCGCUGAGAAAUAUUAGUAGGCAUUGUAGCUUGAAGCAAGGAUCAAGAAUCAGGGAUGCCUAUUCAGUAGAAUUCUCAAGGUGCCAGGAAUGAAGAUAGUAUAUGAAAGUAUGUGUUAAAUGUAAAUAGAUUAGGGACUUAAGGUGCAUAGUCUUUCUUCUUUUCCUUGUUGUAAAUACUCCUUCACCAAUAUAUUAUGAGUGUAGAGACUGACAUAUUUAAUGUGUAUGAUUUUACUUACUA